Molecule: messenger RNA, 3663 nt
Organism: Nilaparvata lugens (brown planthopper)
Lineage: Eukaryota; Metazoa; Arthropoda; Insecta; Hemiptera; Delphacidae
Product: transcriptional repressor protein YY1
Exons: 5
Coding region: 46-1155 (369 amino acids)
Biological process (GO): regulation of transcription by RNA polymerase II
Cellular component (GO): PcG protein complex; transcription regulator complex
Molecular function (GO): RNA polymerase II cis-regulatory region sequence-specific DNA binding; DNA-binding transcription factor activity, RNA polymerase II-specific
Source: RefSeq, a predicted model, not a curated record
GAACGGCGGUGACGAUUUGAUGGAGGUUCGUUCGUAGUUUAGAAAAUGGCGUCGGCUGAUUACAUUACUGAAGUUGAAAUACAGCCGGACAUUCAAGAGAUUGAAAUUGAGUCUAUUCCUGUUGAAAUACCGUGUGAAACUGUAGAAACAACGAUUGAAUGUGUUGAUGGUUCUCCUAUGAUAGCCUUACAACAACUUCCUGAUCCGGGGAGAGAUGAAAUUAUUUUACAGACGCAAGAGGAGAUAGUAGGAGCCAACGAUCCUUUAUCAGUGUACGACCAAAUUCCAGUACCAUCAGAAAACGAUCUCUACGCAGAUUCAAGCCCAGGACCUUCUAGAAGAGGACAUCGCAAGCCAAAAAAAAGUGGUAAAUUCCGUGGUAACGAGCAGUACUUGAGUGAAAUGACGGAUACCAAAACUCGUAAGUGGGAACAAAAGCAAGUGCAAAUCAGGACUUUGGAAGGUGAAUUUUCAGUGACAAUGUGGGCUUCGGGAACUGAUGAUGAUGAGGGCAGUAACCCAGAACUAGAAACAGAGUACGAUGAUGAAUACAUUCACGAAAGAAAAAUUCCACCGGAAGGAAUACCAGGACUCGAUCUUAGUGAUCCGAAACAACUAGCUGAAUUCGCAAGACCCGGUCAUAAAAUGAAGAUGAAGAAACAGAUGAACGAAGGAAUAGAUCGAACAAUAGCUUGCCCGCACAAGGGAUGUACGAAAAUGUUCAGGGACAAUUCGGCGAUGCGCAAACAUCUACACACGCACGGACCGCGCGUACAUGUGUGUGCCGAAUGUGGCAAGGCGUUCGUCGAGAGUUCCAAACUCAAGCGGCAUCAACUUGUCCAUACCGGCGAAAAACCCUUCCAGUGUACAUUCGAAGGCUGUGGGAAGAGGUUUUCGCUGGACUUCAACCUGCGCACACACGUCAGAAUCCACACGGGAGAUCGGCCCUACGUCUGCCCGUUCGACGGCUGCAACAAGAAAUUCGCGCAAUCAACCAACCUUAAAUCUCACAUACUCACACACGCAAAAGCCAAACCGCGAAACCCGAUGGGCAGAGCGUCAAUGUCGAUGCUUCAUGCUGACGAUGCCCCGCAGUACGUGCAGGUCGAGGUGGCCGAUGUCGAGCACCAGCAGUUCAUCGUUUACGCCGAUUGAUGCAGUCAUAGUGUGUCGUCGAGCAUCAGAAGUUCAUCGUUUACGCUGAUUAAGGCAGUCAAAGUGUGUCGUUUGCUUACACCGGACAGACAAUUUAUCACUAUAUAUGCUCGUAAAAUAGUGUUUCGGAUGAUUUGGUCUGCUGCAACUGUCAGUGAAGCACCGUAUCUACAUAAGUUAUUCGUUAUUUGAGAAACGAUAAUACAUUUAUAGACUUUCAUUCCGAAUUGAAGGAUAUUCUGAAAUGAUGAAUUCAGACGUUCUUAGGCUGGCCACUAACGGUAGGACAUGUGUAUAAAGUGCAUGCAUGUUUAUUAUGCACACACAUGUCAAUCAUGCAUAAUUUGUCAUCAGCGAGAGGCUUAUAAUAUAAAAUAAACAACCAAUAACAACAACAGUAAAUAGUUCACUGCAAAUAAAUACAAUAAAAUUAAUGUGUGGUUACAUACAAUAAAAUUACUGUUUAUAAUGACAGAAACACAAAAAUAAUUGGAACUCAAAUAGAGUAGUGAAUAAAAAAAUAACAAAAAACUCGAAGAUACAAUAAACUAAACUUGAAAUAUUUUGUUGGAAGCCUUUUACUGUUAUGACCCAACAGUGACGCCAUUUAUGUACACACAUGUUUAUGAAGUAUGUCCUGUCGUUAGUGGCCAGCCUUAGUCAGGAUAAUUCUCAAUUUAUGUGAUAUGCAAUCUCCAAUUUCAAUUACAUUUGAAACUUGAGAAUUAUAUUAUUUAGGUAUAUCUCAUUUUUGUUCCGUUACCUUUUUUGAAGUAGAAAAUCAUUAAUAACACGCCAUAAUUAUUAUUGAUGUGUAGUAAUGUUUUAAAAGUAAUUUGUUCUUCAUAUGAGUGUAGCCAAGUAAAUUACUGAAUCUAGCUGUGUGUUCAUUUCUAGUUUCUAAUUAUUUUAAUGCUUCUAUUGACCUGAAUUGAGUUAGGCAGUAAACACGAGCGUCCCCUCCCGCUGCAAACACUAUAACGUUUGAAAUUUGGUAAAUUAUAGUGAUAGUAUGACAUCAACAAUAAUGGAAUUAUCUGGAAAAUCAAAGAGUACAUAAUGUGAACUUCAUUAUAAGUUAAUGAAAACGUUCAAAAAUUGUUCAACAAUAUUAGUAUUAUUCAGCAAGACGAUUUGUAGUAAAGAUAGGAGUAUGUUGUUUGUUUAAAAAGAUUAAGUUCAGACCAAUAAUUACAGCCUGGAAUAACGGAUAAAUUUAAUCUCGGUGAACCAUCCGCAAUCACCUAAUAAAAUUUAGUAUUUUUUGUUAAGUUAUUGUAGAAAUAUCUACUUCUAGGUAUUAUGAUGGCUUAUAAUUUUCUUUUUUUUUUGUCUAUUACAGUAUAGAUUCUGUUCUCUUUCAUCCUAGUAAUCUUAAUACUUUGGUUGGAAAAACCAGAUAGACUGUGUCAAGGAAUCAUUGUGUAUCUCCCAUUGAACAUCAAUCUGUCAUUGAUGAGUUUAUGAGAAACUCAAUGCUGGAUAUCCUUGUUUUUUAUUAUUUGAUACAAUAAUAAAUUAUGAUGGAAGUAUGACUGGUCUGUGGCUGAAAGCGCUUGCCGGGUUAUCGUGAGCUCAAGUCUAAUGAAUACAGGACUUCUGCUUCAUAAAUACGUAUUAAAAUAACCGGUACUAAAUACCUGAUUGAAUGAUUGCAACAGUUUAACAGCUGAGUCAUAAUUUUGUCUCCCCCCACACAUUUGCACUCGCUCACUCACUUCCAUUAUCGACAGACGACGAAAUUAUCAGCUGUUUUUCCAAGGAUGAAUAAUAUUAUCCUUUUCAUGACCUUAGCGAGUUUUCCCAGGAAUGAGACCUAGUGCAAUUGAAUUUUUAUAUCAUGAUCCUACUGUUCCGAAUUUCGUAAAAAUCGUUAGAGCCGUUUUCGAGAUCUGUUGGAAAUACAUAAAUAAAUACAGAAAUUGCUCGCUUAAUAUAAUAGGAUUGAAUCAUUUUCCAGCUGCAGCUAGUCAGUAAACCGUACACAAUAGAACAAAUAAAAUUGAAAAACUAUACACAUCUGUGAAAACUUGACUUGAAAAUGAAUUCAAAUUGUAAUUGAUAUUACUAGGUAAUAUUCGGGUUGAGUUGUGAAAAUUAAUCAAUUAGUUAUUGUAAUAAUAUUGUCAUCAUCAAAAACUGAACUGCAUUGAAAUAGUUGGAAAUGAAUAUUGUUUGAAUAAUUUAUUUGUUGAUAAUAUAUUGAUCAUACUCAUAAAUCAUUAUACACCCACACAACAUUACCAUUCUAAAAACUUUUCUAAUUCUAGAGCUUACACUUCUGUCAUUUCAUUUGUCAUUAUUUAUAUACUAGCAUGGUUGGAGACAUGGAUGUUAUGCCAUUAUUUAAAAACCUUUUUGUAUAAUAUCGUUUCUGUGUGAAUGCGUAAUUUAAAGUAAUUCUAUUCUUAUCUCCAUGUUUACGAUCAUGAAUAAGAUUGUAUCUUUAGGAAUCAAAAGUUGUAAGUUUAUUUUUAAGGAAAAUAAAGAUAUAUUUAUUUAAGUGUA